Molecule: messenger RNA, 1303 nt
Organism: Sphaerodactylus townsendi
Lineage: Eukaryota; Metazoa; Chordata; Lepidosauria; Squamata; Sphaerodactylidae
Product: transcription factor HES-5-like
Exons: 3
Coding region: 51-527 (158 amino acids)
Biological process (GO): regulation of neurogenesis; regulation of transcription by RNA polymerase II; anterior/posterior pattern specification
Cellular component (GO): nucleus
Molecular function (GO): DNA-binding transcription factor activity, RNA polymerase II-specific; RNA polymerase II cis-regulatory region sequence-specific DNA binding; protein dimerization activity
Source: RefSeq, a predicted model, not a curated record
CCCUCCGGAGUGUAGCCUGAAACAAACUGCUCUGUAUUGCCUGGCUAAGAAUGGCACCUGCCGGCCUCAUUUUCAUGGCUCAAAGCGGCCUGCUCACUUCGAAAGAGAAAAAUAAACUGAGAAAACCGGCGGUGGAGAAAAUGCGCCGCGACCGCAUGAACAGCAGCAUCGAGCAACUGAAACUCUUGCUGGAGAAGGAAUUCCAGAGGCACCAGCCCAACUCCAAGCUGGAGAAAGCUGACAUCCUGGAGAUGACCGUGGACUACCUAAAAGAGCAGAGCUGGCUGCAUUUGAAAGCCAGGGAUCCUUCUCAUAAAGAUACCCAGCAUGACUUCAAAGAAGGCUACUCGAGAUGUCUCCAAGAGGCCUUCCGAUUUAUGUCUCUCCACAAGAUCCACUCCGGAACCCAGGCCAUGCUGACGAACCAUUUCCAGAGGAAUCAACUGUCCACCCCUGAAGUCAAUUCACCUUCUGCCUCAAAAUACUCAUCCUGUAAAGGUGUCCAGACACUCUGGAGACCCUGGUAGACAACUGGAAGUUUGGCAAUGGACAUUCACUCCAGAAGAAGGGCUGGGUUUCCUAUCCCAUCACCCAGCCUUGGUCUUCUUCUUUGUAGGGAAUAUUACUUCCCUUUUGCAUUAUUUAUUAUGUGGGUGGAGUGGAGAGCGUUUGAAAGAAUUCGGGGUGUUUCUCCAGUAGGUGAAAAGUUACACGCAGCAACAAUCCAAUCUGGGGAGGGGCAAGUAGCUUCAUAAUGAAGAUUGUGUGUGUCUUUAAGGGCAGGUGAUACGUUGUUUUACAACUGUUAGUAUGAUUGUCAAAUCGUGGUGGUGCCAGAUGUUGUAGUAGGAGAAGAUUCUCUGCAUAAUUGUAAAAAUGUCCGGCUUUGCUUCCGGGUGGCUUUUACAAAGCGGAUCGCUGACUUCUCAACACCAAAUCCUGUCCGCUUUGAAAGACUACCAGGUUUUCUUUUUCUUUAAAGAAGGCCAAGCGAAAUGCUGCGAUUUUUUUACUUGCAUUUUUUCCUCUGUUUCUUAGGAAAACGAUACCUUUUUGCUUUAUAUUAAAGAAAAUGUCUGAUGAGAGAUAAAUGUUUCUCUAGCAUCACAUGUUUCGAUGCUAAGAUUGAUGCUCUCUGUUGGUUUCAUUGAAACAAUGAUUGUCUCCUCUCUGAUGGGGGAUGUUUCCAUUCAUGAUGGAUGGGUGUGUUGUGUCCUGUUGUCAGGAUCUUUGAAUAGUGUGCAUACAGUGUAUGCCUUUUGUACGACAUUAUUUGUAAGAAGAAAUAAAAGAAAAAACUCUU